AUGGCAGUUGUCAUGGAGGUGAAAAGCAACCUCCUCAAGGAAGAGAGGCAGAUGCUCCUCCGCCGCUUCAAGCGGCCAGGCUUCAAGCUGGUUGCGCAGGUGGUCAUGGGCGAGCCGCCUGCAGAGUUUAAGGAGAUUGUCCACAAGGGACUGCUGGAGGAGAAGCAGCAAAAGUUGGACGAGGAGUGGAAGCUGAGGAAGGCGGAGAAGGAGCGCGAGCGCGAAUUACGCGCCCGGGAGAGGGAGCUCGAGGAGGCCCGCAGGAAGGCUGAGGCCGACGCGCUGGCCCGGGCUCAGGCGGAGGCAAUGGCUCAGGCCGAGGCAGUGAAAGCGCAGCUUCUCGCGCAGCAGCAGGCACAGGCGGCCGUGAUCGAGAUCGGCCCCGAUGGCACGCCCAUCCAGCCCACUCCGCCCGGAGACGGCGCCGUGGUUGUGGACGCCGAGCCCAUGGUGGUGGAGGCAAACCCGCCCGCGGAAGGCGUCCCGCAGGCGGCACCAGCUGGCGAAGUCAAGGAGGAGCAGGGCGAAGCGAAGCCAGAUGUCAAGAUGGAGGGCGAGGUGAAGCUGGAGGAGGUGAAGCAAGAGGAGGAAGAGAAGAAGGUGGAGCCGGAGGAGCCAGAGGAGCCGAGGCCCAUCGCCACGCUCACCGACGAGGAGAAGGCCAUCUUCUUCACGCCGAAGGCCUCGACGGAUCUGACCAGCUGGACGCUGGGAGGCCACUUUGCCAAAUUCUGCCUUCCCGACGCAGAUGAGGGCUUCGACGAGAUCCGCUUUGCCUGGAACCCACAGGAGGUCUGCAAGGAGUACCUGCACAAGUGGGUCCUCAAGAACAAGAUUCUGUGCCGCAUGGAAGACAUCGUCCCUUCGGACUGGUUCCACCUCAAGUCUUCUGAGUGGCAGAAAGUUCUGGCGGACUGGCACAGCAAGCAGGGCGAGUUUGCCGCCAAGCAGGCCUACCAGGAGGACGAGCCCCCUGCGGAGGAUGGGUCCUCUGUCACCGACGUCAUGUCGGUACCAGACAUUUGCAACGUCGUGAACGGUGAGCCGCUCUUUGCAAAGUUCACCUUCGAGGACUGGGCCCUCCUGAGUCUGCGAUUGGAACUUCACCUUUUGGUCCACAGCUUCCGACGCGACGCGCAGGACGACGAGCGCGUGGGCAUCCACGAGUCGCACCUGCCGUUCUACUACAACAAGUACUACAAGAAGACCUUCAACGUCAAGCACUACGGGGUGGAGAACAACGCUGCCCUUCUCUCCUUCAUCAAGGACACGGUCGUGAUCAACCCGGAGAAUCAGGUGAUCCAGGCCAUGCUCCAAGAGGAGGUCGAGAGCUUCGACAUCUUCGUCAAGCUGACGGAGGUCUUGUGGCCAUGGAAUUCGGAUGUUCGAACGGCGUGA
Molecule: messenger RNA, 1398 nt
Organism: Symbiodinium natans
Lineage: Eukaryota; Dinophyceae; Suessiales; Symbiodiniaceae
Source: the annotation of a GenBank genome assembly